Hemisphaericaspora subhashii is the source of this 1503-nucleotide messenger RNA. RefSeq names its product Ssh1p (gene SSH1). NCBI's taxonomy places the organism in Eukaryota, Fungi, Ascomycota, Pichiomycetes, Serinales, Debaryomycetaceae. The record is from RefSeq and is a predicted model, not a curated record. The transcript is spliced from 2 exons. Gene Ontology annotation, biological process: post-translational protein targeting to membrane, translocation; SRP-dependent cotranslational protein targeting to membrane, translocation. Gene Ontology annotation, molecular function: transmembrane protein transporter activity; signal sequence receptor activity; ribosome binding. Bases 1 to 1503 code for a protein of 500 amino acids. Gene Ontology annotation, cellular component: membrane; Sec61 translocon complex.
AUGGGUGGAUUCCGUCUUCUUGACUUGGUCAAAUUCUUCUUGCCAAUUUUACCAGAAGUUGAAUUACCUAUUGAGAAAAUUGCAUUUGAUGAAAGAAUCGUAUAUACCGUCGGUAGUGCUGUCAUUUUCCUUUUCGGUCAAUUACCAAUCUUUGGAUUAAAAUCCAAUGCACAAUUCUAUAUCAAUGAUCCUUUCUAUAGUGUUAGAUCCAUCGUUGGUAUGGAAAAAGGUACCCUUUUAGAGUUGGGUUUAUUACCUGUGGUAACUGGUGCCUUUAUCUGGCAACUUGCUGCUGGUUUGAGAUUAAUCAAUGUCAAUUUGGGUUUAAGAUAUGAUCGUGAAUUAUUCCAAACUGGUCAAAAAUUAACUGCUUUCAUUUUGGCUAUUUGUUAUACUAUUGAACUUAUUUCUUCUGGAUAUUAUGAUAAUGCUAUUCGUGGAUAUGAUCCAUUAAAUGAUUCAACACCAUUUGGUACUUAUGCUUUAAUUUUCACUCAAGUUGCCGGUUGGUCUUGGUUUACUACUUUAUUGGUUGAAAUUUUCGAUAAAGGUUAUGGUUUUGGUUCUGGUGCAUUAUGUUUCUUAGCUUUACAAAACGCCACCAAUUUCAUUGCUGAUGUUUUAGGUCUUGAAGUUAUCCCAAUUAUUAACUCCAAUAAAACUGAAAGUUUAGGUGCUUUAGUUAAUUUAAUUAGAAACUUUAAAUUAUUCAGUCCAAAACAAACUGCAACUACUAUUUGGCAUGCAUUCACUCGUGUUCAAUUACCAAAUUUAACUCAAUUCUACAUUGCUGUCUUAUCAAUUGCUGUUUUCAUUGGAUUACAAAACUUCCGUAUCGAAAUUCCAAUUAGAUCAACCAAAGUCAGAGGUAUGAACAAUGUUUUCCCAAUCAAAUUAUUAUACACUGGUGGAUUACCAGUCUUAUUUGCAUUCACUGUUUUAAUGAAUAUUCAAAUGUUUGCUUAUUCCUUCACUAGUUUAUUAUCUAAAUUAGGAGCUCCAGAGUUCUUGAUUCCAAUUUUAGCCAAAUAUGAAACCUCCCCAACUUCAAACAACUUAGUUUUGACAUCAGGUAUCUUUUCCUAUUUCACCAGUUCAACCUCCUUGGUCCAAUCAUUAUUAGCUCCAAUCAGAACCGUUGUCUACUCCGCCUCAAUCAUCUUCUUAGCCGUCUGGUUCGCAAACAAGUGGAGUUAUGUGUCUGGUUCUGCUCCAAAGGAUAUCUCCAAACAAUUCAAGGAUCAAGGUAUUUCUAUUUCAGGAAAAAGAGAUGUCUCAGUCACUAAAGAAUUAGCCAGAGUUAUCCCAGUUGCUUCUGUCAGUGGUGCAUUCUUAUUAGCUGCCACUUGUUGUCUUGGUGAAUUCUUGGGUGGAUUAGGAAAAGGUGUUGCUGCUACUAUUGGGGUUUCGUCUGCUUUUGGAGUUUUGGAAGAAUUUAUGAUUGAAUAUCAACAAAGUGGUGGUUCGCAAUUCACGAAUGCCCUUUCUGGAUUACAACAAUAG